Molecule: messenger RNA, 1440 nt
Organism: Vigna angularis (adzuki bean)
Lineage: Eukaryota; Viridiplantae; Streptophyta; Magnoliopsida; Fabales; Fabaceae
Product: UDP-glycosyltransferase 84B2
Exons: 1
Coding region: 1-1440 (479 amino acids)
Molecular function (GO): UDP-glycosyltransferase activity
Source: RefSeq, a predicted model, not a curated record
AUGUCAGAAGACAAAAGAAUUCAUGUUCUAAUGGUGUCAAUGUCCCUACAAGGCCACAUCAAUCCCAUGUUUAAGUUCGCCAAGCACCUUCUCUCAAAGGGCGUUCAUGUCACAAUCGCCACCACCGAAGAUGGCCGCGACGGCAUGCUCAAGAACACAAAACCCUCCAAUCUCACAAACAGCACAAACAUCAACAAUUCCCAUAACUCCAAAAACGAUUCAGGAAUCGAACUCGUGUUCUUUUCUGAUGGCCUUGACCUCGACUUUGACCGUUCCGACACGGAGUCACUGGUGAAUACUAUCCGUGAAAAUGGUCCCAAAAACCUCUCCACUCUCAUCACCGACCUCACCAAAGUUCAUAAUUACUCAUGUGUUAUUGUCAACCCCUUCGUGCCUUGGGCUAUCGAUGUGGUAGUGGAGCAUGGUAUCCCAUGUGCGCUGCUUUGGAUCCAGGCUUGUGCUGCGUAUUCCAUUUACUAUCGUUACUUGAAGAAUAUUGAUCCUUUUCCAAAUAUGGAUGACCUCGAUGAGAAGGUGCAUUUGCCAGGACUGCCACCGUUUGAGGUUAGGGAUAGUCCUUCUUUUAUACUCCCUUCCACCCCUUAUCACUUUAGGACUGUUAUAAAAGAAUUGUUCCAGGCUAUGGAUAAGGUGACUUGGGUUUUAGGUACUUCGUGUUACGAAAUCGAGGAAGAGAUUGUGAAUUCGAUGGCGUCAUUAACCCCUAUUUACGCUGUUGGACCAUUGGUGUCACCGUUUCUUUUGGGAGAAAAGGAAAGAAGUGAUGUCAGUGUGGAUAUGUGGAUUCCUGAGGAUUCCUGCAUAGAGUGGCUUGAGACUAUGCCAGAUUCUUCAGUUAUCUAUGUUUCCUUCGGUAGCUUGCUUUCGUUGUCACAGAAGCAGGUUGGUAACAUAGCUAUGGCUCUGAAGAACAGUAACAAGGCGUUUCUGUGGGUGAUUAAGCCGAGUAAUGGCGAGUCCAACAAUGUUGCUGAAUUGCCAGUUGAAUUUUUGGAGGAAACUAAGGAGAGGGGUUUGGUGGUGAGAUGGUGCUCUCAGGAGAAGGUAUUGAUGCACCGUUCUGUGGCUUGUUUCGUAACGCAUUGUGGGUGGAACUCCACGCUUGAGACUUUGGUUACCGGUGUGCCUGUUAUUGCUUGGCCUUUUUGGUCGGAUCAGGCAACCAAUGCCAUGCUCAUGGAGAAGGUUUUUCGCAAUGGUGUUAGGGUGAAGUAUGGGGAAGAUGGGAUUGUGGAGACAGAAGAGAUUGAAAGGUGCAUUAAGGAUGUUACAGAAGGGCCAAGAGCAGAAGAGUUUAAGAAGAGAGCAAUGAAAAUGAAGGAGUUAGCACGGAAAACAUUACAGGAGGAUGGUACCUCUACCAAGAAUAUUAAUAAGUUCAUCACUGAACUGAUUGUUGAGAAUCCAGCUAGGGCUUGA